UCAAUAACGUUGUUAUUCCCAGCCCACUGUGAAUAACAAUUUAAUCUAUUAAUAGUAAAAUAGUAAGUAUAGUAUACAGUAUAUUAUUCAGUAUAAUUUUCUAUAAUUAUAAAUAUUAUAUACGUAGGGAAGCGUUAUCCACACAGUCACACAGCUCUGACUCUGUGAAUAACGUUGAGCGUUAUCGGCAGACCGAGAUCUGCGAAUAACGCAGAGCGUUAUCGGCAGACCAAAAUCUGCGAAUAAUGCAGAGCGUUAUUGUUAGACAGAAAUGUUCCCAUAAUUACGCACAUUUCUAGAAAUAAUUAAGAUCACAUUCCAAGCCGGGGUAGGGGUAUAGUUUUAAGUAGUGUAGGAUAGAUCGAUUGUUAAUGAGAAUGGCACAAACACAUCUCAAAACCGAAGCUACCGGUAUGCACAAGUUAAAUUUAAAAAAAUUUAAUAGGCCUAACUAUAGCCUAUAUAUUGGAUAUAGGAUAAUUAAUUGUGCCUACAUCUGCUCUGUUAGGGCAGAUAUCACAAUGUACAGUUAGAACAGCUGUAUCUGACUUAAACAUGGUUUAUGCGGCUCAUCUGCAUGUCCAUUUACAGUUUUUUGACGAAACUUGAAUGAACAUUCUAACAAAAUAGAUUGAAACUUGUAACAUAAGUAACAAAACUACAUGAAAAUAAUAAUAAAACUAUGUGAACAGAAUAAGAAAGCCAUAUGAAGAAUAUUAUUAUAAUAUAACACUACGAAAUAACCAUUAAAUUUUUUUUUUUUUAUUUUAUUUAUAAAAAUGAGGCUUCCCUGACGGGGAAUCGAACCUAUGUCUGCCGGGUGACGGGCGGAGAUACUGACCACUACACUACCGAUGAGAUGUUUACAUACGAACUUUGUAUUUUAUAUUCAUAAUUUAAUUUAUCACAUUCUGCGAAUAAUGUUGAGCGUUAUCGGCAGACCGAAAUCUGUGAAUAACGGCGAGCGUUAUCCGCGCAGCUCUGUGAAUAAUCACUUCGAUAUUAGUAUUACUAUGACACUAUAAAGUAAAGUCAUCAGUGACACCAGUCACCUGUUAGAUAAAUUAUUUUUAAAACUGUCAAAUCAUCAUCAUCAUUACUGGUAUAAGUAUAAUUGGUGGAUAAUCCCUUAUUUUAGUGCUUUUUCUAUUACCUAAGGUGGUGAGGGGUAGCCCCUACUUUACUUUACAUAUUAAUUUUGAUGGAUCAUGUUGAUUGCUUGUUGGGGUCGCAAUCCGGGAUCCCGAAAUUUGAAAAUACCAGACCAUAAUUGAUUCUCCAAAAAACCGGGAUUGGAUUUAUGAAAAUCGUGAUUUUUGAUAAUCCCGGGAUUUCAUUCUCAAUUUUUUUUAAAACCGUUUUUCUUAGUUUCCCUGUCAUAGUUAAAGCAAGACAUAUCAAUAAUUUAUUAGAUGUGCAAAUCCAUCACACCACUUGUCUAAAGUUCAAAGAAAGCCGACCAGCGGGCUAGAUCUGUGUACUCUUACUAGUAAAAAAUCAUGACAUUGUGAUUAGUUUUGUUUUUUCAUUGUGCGUGUGUUGUGUGUAAGUCUGUAAGUGGGCACGAGUCACGACGUAAAAGUACAGGAUUGGUAAGUAAAUUUUUUCAUAUUAUUGACAAAUAAGUAAUUGGUAUAGUCGAAUGAAGAUUGAAUUUUGACUUCCAUUAAGAGUUUGUAUGGAAAUAAUAACACGUUGCACUCAAAUCACAGGGUAACUUUUAAUAAAAAAAUUGUUUGAUUAUUUGAUUUCUUUUAAUUGUGCCCAAAAAAAAAUACUUAUUUAAAAUAUGAGUAAAUCCGUAUUUUGAUAAUCAAAUACCUUAAGUUUAAGACACAGAAAAUUUAUGUUACUUCUAUUUUGUGAUAACAAUAUUAAUAAUUUACAUUCAACUUAAAAUUGAUUUUCGAGCUAUUUUGUCUCAUGCUAAAUUUCCCAGUUUGUCUGUACCGUACCUAGCCAAAAUUUACAUGACUGAAUGUCCCAAUUGUUCUGUACCGUACUUAGUCAAACAUUUACACGACAAUUUAAACAUUAAAAAAAGCUUUACACGUCAAACCAAUUCGAUUGAAAUAAUACUUUAUUGUUAAUGAUUUAUUUUCCCAGGUUGAUAGAAAGAAAUGGGGACCCUGAAAAUAAUAAACCUAUAAUUUGAAAGGCAUAUGAAACUAUCUGAAACAAAGACAUCAGUUUGGCAUUAUUUCUUGAAAGCUACGACAAUCUCUCAGCUAAAUGUAUUAGUUAUUAAAUUAACAAGAUACUUAAAACAUUGUGCGAACAACUUCAGGCCUUCACUCUCAUUUAUAGUCUGCACAUUCCAGUCAUUACUUGGACGUAUUUCUAAGGCCAGAUUGCAACCAGGUGCGAAACAUAUCGUGGAUAUUCAAAAGCUUGGUCCGACAGCGGAUUCCUAGUUGGAAAUAUAUUUGAACAAUGAAAUUGAACAUCUUGGAUCUGAGCAUGAUGAAUUUGAUGAUACACUGCCGCUUAAGAGACAAUUAGAAAUUGAAAUACAAAAGAAACUUCAGGCUCAGGAUAAUACUUCCAGACCAACGGUUGGAGACAUUGAUACAUUGGUAAAAAUAUAAAUGGCUUUAUUUGAGAAUGGUGGUUCAAAAGGAAAAUAUCUAGAAAUUGCUUAUGAUAGCCUAAGGUCUAUUCCUCCGAUCAGUGUGGAGUCAGAGCCGGUGUUCUCUUAAGUUACAUUACUUUUGUAACCAUUUGCGGUCAAAGUUAAGUGACUAAACAUUAUACUUUGUCAUUUUUUAUAAUUUCAUUAUUUAAAUUUGACCAAAGAUUAAAACAACACCACUUAUUUUAAUAUUUUAAAUAAAAAUAUUACUUUUGUUCGUUUGAUUAAAGUCUGAAGAUAAACGUGUGUUUAAAAGCUUAUACUUAUUAAAAAUCAAAAUAUGAUUUUCUAUAUGUUUUCAUUUCAUUGAUAAAUCCUCAGCAGAGUUUGGCAGAUUUUGUCUUUGACUCCCUCCCCACAUCAUCACAAAUUUAUUUCACAAUUUAGACAUCUUAAUACUUUGACCCCCGCCCUCCCCUUUUUGUCCCCAUGCCGAGAUGCAUGAAUGAGGUCAUUUAUGGAUGGCACUUUAUAUUCUAUAUAAGAAUAAUAUGAAAUGAGUGAAACAAAGUAGGGUUAAACCUGAAAAAAGGAAUGCAACAAAACAACAAAUGUGUCGCCAGGAGAAAGGAGGGGUGAAAGGAGCCUACAAAGUUAAUGAACAGGUCAAGUUCACUCCUCUCCAUUGUGAUGACCCCUAUACCGUCAUCUAUGGACCUCUUAUAGAAUUCAGGGAGACGUGCUGUAUAGAAAGGUAUAUUAAUACGAAAGAGACUGCUAUCAAACUUAGCAUCAGCUCUACUGGGAAGGCAAUAGGGAGGGUUGAGAAUUUGACAAGAAUGGAUAAGAAAACUGAUUAUAAACACAGGGCUAGGGGAAAACUUUAAAGAAGACGAAACAGCAAACACGAUUUCUGCAAUGAAUAAAAACAGUACACAUGAAAAUUUUUUAAAAUAUUAUUCUGUGUGGAGUCGUCUGUCCUGUAAUAAUAAUGGGCUAAAGCCUAGGAUAUGAUCCUGUUAAUGCUAUUAUUAAUUUAUGACACUAAAGAGCAAAAUUUGUCAAUAUUGAAUAUGUUUUAACUUUAUUAGCAUACUUUAAAAAAAUUAAUCAGUGCUCAAUUUUAAUUUUAUCAUUAAAUUCUUUAAAAGAAAAAAAAUUAUCUUAAAUUAUAGCUUCCAUAAUGAAAGUUCUGAAAGGGUUAAUUAAUACAAAGAUCUCCAAUAGGUCAUUUGAUGAAAAAAUUUUGGGUUUUAAAAAUUUAGCUGUUCAUUCUAAAUAUAUAUUCUUCAAGAGAUUCAUUCGGUCGCCAUAACCCUGACUGUGGCUGGGACAAAUAAUAUAUUAUAUUUUCUCUUUUCUAAAUUUAUAUUAAGAUUGGUUAUAAAAUUCUUAUCAUGCAUCAACCAUAAUCAUGAAUAAACCAAAUCCUUUCAUGCUCUGUCUCGGACAGCUGUCCACAAUCUGGCGCUUUGAGCUAGAUGCAGCUCAUUAAAUUAAUAAAUGGUGUGAUUUUUUAUUAGCAAACCAUUAAUUUUUCACUGUUCUAUAAAUAUAUUUAAACUAUCCACCCCUGCCUGCAGCUCCCUAAGUAUUUUCAUAGCAGAUAUAAUUUAUAAACCGGCUCUUCACUCAAAAAAAGUGUGCCAGCCCCUGGUCUAGGUGAUGAAGAAAAUCAAUAAUUUUUUCUUCUGUCUGAUGAAUUUCCCCACAUUUAUUGAUCACCAUGGCAAUGUGUAACUUGUUAUUGUUGCUGGCUGUUUAAUCAAAUGAUGGAAACACUAGUUAGUUGGAAGAGGUCAGCAGCAGUUUUCAGCAUCUAACAUUCGUUGUGGGUAAAGAAUUUCUUUACAAAAUCGUGGUGCUGUCAUUAAGUGUUGUUAAAAUACAUUUUGUGUAAAUAUAAUUAAAUCUAUUUUUUAAAUUUAUAUCAAAAUUCAUAAUUUGUUAAAAUACUGUUUGGAAUUCGAUCAUUUAAGGUUAGUGCAAAUUUUCCUACAAGACGUGAAUGUCUUGACACCUUUUAAUGCAUAUUUUAUUCAAGCAUUCGUUUUUUCUAGGCCAUUAGUUUUAAAAUCUUAAAGAUAUAUUCUGCUGUUCCUUAAAAUUGGUACCACUACAUGACAAUAUUUCUUGUAAGUAAUAAUACAAGAAGAACUGAUUCUUUAAUUGUUUUAUGGGUAUUGUCAUUUAAUAAACUGGUUCCUGAUGUUUUUGAAAAACUGAUUUAUUUAAUUGAUUUAUAAAGAUAUUUUGUUUUUUGUUUGUUAUAGAGUUCAUCAGAAUGACUUGAAGAUGAUGACACUGAGGAACUUAUGGCGUCGAAGUAUGGGGUCUGGGGAAGUGUACAAACCACCAGAAAAAGAUGAACACAUGGUAGCAUGUGAUACAUUAAUGUCUGAACUAGAUUUUCACAUUCGAGAGCUGGAUAACUUUCGACUAGAGCAACAACAAGAAGAGCGUAGGCUCAAGACAGGUCUGUUCUCAAACAAAAUUAUUCUUCAAUUAAAUACAAUUUUAAAUAUUGGUGUUAAUACGCUGAGCAGUGGAUCUUUCAUAUGCAAUUUUAUGAGUGAGAGUUAAUUACUGAGAUUUUAAUUUUUCUUAUAAUUGUGGAAUGUUCAAGUUUAAUCUUUAAAAUCCGAAUCAUUAAGUUAAUGAAACACAGAGCUACAUCCAAAUUUUUUCUUAAAUUAGACCAGCCAAACGUGCAUUUUAAAGGAGUUGGAAAUCUCACCACCCCUGGGCAAUGUAGCCACCUUAUUUUUCAGUAUUAAGCACACAAGAAAUUGAUGGUUUGAUUUCAGAUUACAGAUACUUGUAUGAGUGAAUUUUUUCUUAUUUAUGAAAAGUAAAAUGUCAAACAAGUGACUAUUUUGCACAGGCUUCAAUAGAAAUUAAUUUAUCUCAGUUUGUUAUUAACUAUGUUAACUAUGUCAACUUUACCACUGUUAAAUUAUUAACUUUUCUGUGCCCAGUCAAGAAUAUAUAUAUAUUUAAAAUUAUCCUAACUCUUCAGUGAGCAGUAUAGUAUAAAGAGAUAAUAUAAUCUACUGUAAGAAUUGCCUCUGUUUGACCGCAGGUGUAGACUACAGCUGGCUCAUUGAAUCUCAUCCUAAGACCUAUGAGAUUCCCCCGAUGGAGAGACUGGAGCUGGAGGAACUUUGCUACAAAGUCAGUGGAUCAGAGUGCUCCCAGAUCAUUUCUCACUUUCGAGAUGCUGUAUCCCAGAAUGCACGAGUGGAGGACUUGCCUUACAUCAUGAGAUCUUGUGUGAGGAAAGUCCUGGAUGAAAGGCCUCUGCAAGAGAGUUUAACAGAGUGGGUUAGCAGGCGAACACAAAGCAUUGCUAAUUUUUCUAUGUUGAAGUUGAAGUCGUCAAGUAAAGUCAUGCCUUCUUGUGAGGCAGAGGAUAUAGAAAUGCAGCAUAAUGAAAUUCAAGAACGCAAGUCACGAGCCAUGAGCAUGCCAAAUUUUUCAGUACGCAGAGAAGAUGUACCAGUGCCACAUACUGUGUAAUGAUUUCUCUCUAGCCAGGCUGCCAGACAAUUUGUAGCUUUCCCCUGAAGACAAUGUUAUCAUUUAACCAAAGGACGUAUAAAAGCUGUCAGUCAUUGCUGCUUUGUUAAAAGAUUAAUAUAGAAGUGUCUGCUUUCAAGCCACGGGAAUGAAAUAUUAAGAAAAAGAUAAGUGAUAUAGUUUGGGUAACAACACAAGAUUCAAGCUACACAUUAUGUUGUUCAAACAAGGUUUUGUUAUAGCUUGGCUAAAAACACAAGAUUCAAGGUACUACUUAUGUUGUUCAAACAAGGUUUUGUUAUAGCUUGGCUAAAACACAAGAUUCAAGGUACUGCUUAUGUUGUUCAAAAAAGAUAAGUGUUAGUUUGGCUAACAACACAAGACAAUCUUAUUAUUCAAUCUAUCACUUGUUGUUCUUAAUAUUUAAUUCUGCUCUCUUAACAAGCACAAGGGAAUGAAUUUAAAAAGUAUCAUUUUAAAAUACAUUUUUAUUCUGAAACAAAUUAAUCACAGAUUGGACUCGCUAAUUUGAAAACAUAAUGAUAUUGGUAGGUGAAAACUGUUUUAUAAAAUGUAAUCUUUUUCACGUCAGGUUCACUAAAUAAAAAGUUGUUAAAUGUUUUGCAUAAUAAAUAAUCAAAAGCUCAGUGCCUCAUGUUCAAAUACUGCAUGCCAUGUAGCAAAACAACAAAAUAUAUUUUGCUGGAUUUUUAAAAAAAAUUUUCAAUAUAUACUUUUAAAAAAUUAUUUAAAUUUUCUAGAAGAUAGAUUUUUGUGACUUUGUUAUAGAGUAUGCAAAGAGAAUAUUGGAAAGCCCAGCUAGAAAAGUCAGUAGUAGCAGAUAACAUAAGUCAGAAAUUUUUGAUUGUGUUAAGCAUGAAAAAUGUAUGGAUCUUUUAUGUCUAUGAACUGUAGUAAUUUUCCACUACUAUUAUUUGUGCCACUUCUAUACUUUAUCUUAUUAGAAAGUCAAAUUAUAUUUUAAUUGUAAAGUUUUCAUUUCUUUGACUGCAUUUAAAGUCAAUGACUUAGUCAUAUCGUUGCCAGCAUAAUGUAAUAAAAACAGUAUUGGUACUAUUAGUGGUAUUAUUAUAAUUAAUUUAGUAGCUACUUGCUCAUGAUGAGAAUGAGAGAUCCCCAUCUUCAAGUUUUUCUAAGAUAUAGAAAAUGAGGUGUAGUGUCUUAACUGUGUUUGUUGGAAUCAUUCAAUAGUUAUUUUAGGAAUCAUUCGAUAGUUAUUUUAGUAAUCAUUCAACACCGGUAGUUAUUUUAGGAAUCAUUCGAUAGUUACUGUAGGAAUCAUUUAAUAGUUAUUUUAGGAAUCAUUCAAUAGUUAUUUUAGGAAUCAUU
This is a messenger RNA of Lymnaea stagnalis (great pond snail), 7441 nucleotides long. The record is from the annotation of a GenBank genome assembly. Lineage: Eukaryota; Metazoa; Mollusca; Gastropoda; Lymnaeidae.